UCCAACCAUGUUGGAACUAACUCGCCUGAUUUGCAAAAUAUAUACUGUGCAUCCCUCCGUAACGGAAUACCCAUCGUACCGGACCAAUCUACCGGUACUUAGACUUUGGGACGAAACAAACCUGCCAUUCAAUAUAUUCAAAAGGCAGAUCUCUCAAGCUUUGUACUUAGACCUCGUCUCUUCCCUUUUCAUCCCAACUAUCAUAAAUUCACUAUUGCUUAGAUGUGUCCUGCCCUUGUUUACAAAGGUAUACCUGUUUAAGCGAGAUUAA
This is a messenger RNA of Periconia digitata, 271 nucleotides long. NCBI's taxonomy places the organism in Eukaryota, Fungi, Ascomycota, Dothideomycetes, Pleosporales, Periconiaceae. The record is from the annotation of a GenBank genome assembly.